This is a messenger RNA of Asparagus officinalis (garden asparagus), 2257 nucleotides long. RefSeq lists its product as uncharacterized. NCBI's taxonomy places the organism in Eukaryota, Viridiplantae, Streptophyta, Magnoliopsida, Asparagales, Asparagaceae. The coding region runs from base 251 to 1693 and encodes 480 amino acids. The record is from RefSeq and is a predicted model, not a curated record. The transcript has 11 exons.
UAAAUCACAUUUCGUAACAUGGACAUCGUGAGAGUAGAUGGGUUUAGAAAUAAAUAGGUGGUAAGACUUUGGGUUUACAGUGAAACAAAAAAAAAACCCUUAAAAUAGACGUGGAUCUACUGCAGUGGCGCCAAGUGGUGCUCUUCGAAACAAGGGGCCCACUCCUGCUCCCGAGAUUUCUCUCUCCAUUCUCAAAACCCUUAUUAAGAUCGAGCCACGGGCUGAUGAAGCAAAAAAAAAAAUCUCUCUAAUGGCGUUCCGAAUCCUCGCAAUCGCCGCUGCAUUCUUCGUCUCCGUUAGGGUUUCAUCAUCGGGAUCGGCGUCUCCAGCUGUCGUGUCUCGGAUCGCCUUCGGUUCCUGCGCUAAUCAGAGCGCUGAUCAGAAUCAAGUUCUUCUCUCAUGGGUUCUAGCCAUAAAGCUGAUUCAGCCUAUAUGGAAUGCCAUAAUUGAUUUUGAUCCCCAGCUUUUUAUUUGGUUGGGGGACAAUAUCUAUGGAGAUAAUCGACGUCCUUUUAGCAUUCUUGGGAAGGAGAGGACUAUUGGUCCUUGGAAAAAUGUGCCAAGAUUCUUCCCAUCGUCAGAGGAGCAGUUGAAGAAGAGCUAUGAGAUAGCGAAGAGCAAUCCAGGAUACUCUGCAUUAAGACGACGGAGUAAGGUUAUUGGAACAUGGGAUGAUCAUGAUUAUGGACUAAAUGAUGCAGGGAAGGAGUUUAGUGGGAAAGAUACAAGCCAAAGACUCCUCUUGGAUUUCUUAGAUGAAGCUGAAGAUAGCCCUCGGCGAAAACAAGCUGGUGUUUAUGCUUCCUAUUUAUUUGGACCCACUGGGAAGCAAAUAAAGCUGGAGGUGUGUAACAUGCUAGCAAUUACUCCGGAUAUGGCGUUGCAGGUUAUUCUCUUGGACACUAGAUACCAUAGGGAUCCAUUUUUCAGUGAUGGAAGUAUAUUGGGUGAGACACAAUGGGAGUGGUUACAACAGGAAUUAAGUGGUCCUGGAUCAGAGAUUACCAUUAUAGCAUCUUCUAUUCAGGUUAUAUCAAAUCUUUCUGCAUCAACUGGUCCAUAUUUCUAUGUGGAAUCUUGGGGACGUUUCCCCAAGGAGAGGAAGAGACUAUAUGAAUUGAUAGCUGAUAGUAAGAGAAAUGGAAUCUUAUUUAUCAGUGGUGAUGUUCACUUUGGAGAGAUUGCACGUUAUGACUGUGGUACUGAUUAUCCUUUGUAUGACAUAACGUCAAGUGGACUUACUCAGUCUGUCGAGAAUGCUGUGCCCCAGCCACUACCUUUCCUUAUUAGAGCUGCAGCAUGGUUGAUACCAUCUACUCUGAGAGUCUAUUCCCCAAAGUGCCGAUACAAAUCAUGCACAUAUGGCAAGCCAAACUUUGGAGUAAUUGAAAUAGAUUGGGAUGCAAGUCCACAAAGUAUCAAAAUCGAAGUGAGAGAUGUGAAUGGCAAUCCUGUUACUGGGGUAGAGCUCUUACUUUCUGAGUUGCAGUCAGGAUACACACACAAGACACUCUCAAGAGGAGUAUAUCAGAAGCAUUGUACCCUUGAAGUUGACCUUCCAUGGUUUCUCAGAUAUCGUCUUUCCUUUCUACUUUUUGGAGCUUUAAUAGGUGCAAUUGUUGUUUUGAUUCUGCUCACUGUCAUUAUGCUAUCACUAAGCAAGAGAUUUCUUAGGAAAUACAAGAUUGACUGAUUGAUGGGGACGGCUCCAUUUUAAACUCUAUGCUUCCCCUCGAAGGUGGCAUUUCAUAAUCUGUUACUUGCCUGAUCCAUGGAUGCUUGUUGAUGUGGUCUUAAAGAGCAUAUUUUGUUGCUAUAGAAGUAGUAGUUAAUCAUGCAGCUCCUGCUGAUCUCUCGUGCAAAUACUUGGUAUAAAUCUACUUUACGUGCAAAACCACCUUGAAGGACAGUUGAGAUUUUUUGACAGGCUUAUGUUGAGCUCUCCAUCAAGUGAAAGAGCAAAGUACAGGUGAUCUAUCACUAUCUUGGAUUAUUACGUGGAAGCUUAUAUCGGAUGCAAGGGAAUGCUAAAACUACUGGGAGCGUAGGCAAACUUCUAAUGGAAGUUGGAAAUCCUUACUUUUAUUUGUAAGCUUAUUGACACUGCCGAAAUUUUACACACUCUUCUUGUGCCACCUGCAAAAUUUCUUGCAAUGAGCCUGGAUGAUUAAGUUAUCUAAGAUUAGUAGGAUGCUGACUACGGAAUGUUCCUGUUUAGUUGUUCUUUAGAGAGGAUUUUGUUGUGUUUCCUAGUAAA